GCCUCCGAAACAAAACGCCUCCUCCUCCUCCCCCCCCUCUGCGUGUCCCGGCGCGGACCCUCUCUAACUUUCCACAACGCCCCCCUUCAUUUCGGAGUUGCUCUUGCUUGUGUUGCCAUCGGUGGUUUUGUUGCUUAACCUCGACCCUUGCGUUAACCCGGAGGAUAAGUUAAACCGUCUUCACUGGUGUGUGUGGUCGGUGAUUUACGCUGGUGUGCAACCAUCGACGAACGAAAUGCGGUCGAUGCUCUGGAGAAUGGGAGUGCUGCACCUGGUCUGUGCAUUGGCGUCUGUCGCAAAGGUGCACUCGCAGAUAGACUGUGCUGGGACAACGAACAAGUUAAAUCUGCUGAGUAACAAGGAGAAGCAGUACGAGAUCCUGCGUGAAAUGUACACCAACUGUGAGAUCGUCAUGGGGAACCUGGAGAUCACCAACAUCCUCAAUGGGAGCGACCUCUCCUUCCUGCGGUCGAUCCGGGAGGUGUCUGGGUACGUGCUGAUCGCCCUCAACGAGGUGGACUACGUGCCCCUGGAGAACCUGCGUCUCAUCCGCGGCAACACGCUCUACGACAAUAAGUACGCGCUCAGCGUGCUGCUCAACUACAACAAGGAGCAGCCUGAGUCGCAGCAGGGUAUUCGACGGCUCCACCUGAUGGGCCUCUUGGAAAUCAUUAAAGGAGCUGUCUACUUCGAUUCCAAUGAGUACCUCUGCUUCGCUGACACCAUAAACUGGGCUGACCUCAAGAGCAAGCGGUCCUCUGAAAACGUGACCAACAAGCUGGACUUCUUCAAAUCAACAUGCAAGCCCUGCCAUCCGUCCUGCAAUGGCCACUGCUGGGAUGAAGGUGCAAAUUACUGCCAGAAGUUCACGAGUCUGCAUUGCGCCAAGCAGUGCGACUCACGCUGCAACGGUCCCGACUCCAACAACUGUUGCCACCGGCACUGCGCCAGUGGCUGUACUGGCCCCUUGGAUACCGACUGCUUCGCGUGCAGGUACGUCAACGACAGCGGGGCGUGCGUAGACCACUGCCCGCCGCCCGAGGUCUACAACCAAAUCUCAUUCAAGCUGGAGCCUAACCCUCACGCUAAGUACAGCUACGGGGCCACCUGCCUGGAGAAGUGCCCAAGUCAUUUUGUGGUGGACUACAAUGCAUGUCUUCGCUCGUGCUCCGCAAAUAAAAUGGAAGUAGAAAACAGCAGUGGGGUUAAGCACUGCACCGCCUGCGGUGACAUCUGUCCCAAAGUGUGUGACGGAAUAGGGUCCGGGAGCCUGAAGGAAAGUCAGACGAUCAACUCUGCCAAUAUCCACCUCUUUCAAAACUGCACAAAAAUUAGAGGAAACCUCGUCAUUCAGAAGCCGGGCAUCAACGGGGAUCCUUAUUUACAUAUAGAACGCAUGAAUCCAGAGCAUCUGAACUAUUUCAGAACCGUGCAGGAAAUAACAGGAUACUUCAACAUCGAGGGAUGGCCCGAAGAGUUACCGCAUCUUGGGGUCUUCGAAAACCUCAGGGUCGUGCAAGGCAGAGCAUUUAGAAGCUCUAAAGAGUAUUCUUUCUUAAUUUCUCACCUGAACAAUAUAACAUCUCUGAAUCUGCAAUCUCUGCAAGAAAUCAGCAAAGGCAACAUCUUAAUUCAGCAGAACAAAAAGCUGUGCUUCUACAACUCUGUGAAUUGGACUCUUCUGACUGGGUCAACAUCUACCAUGUUUAAAAUUGUGGGCAACAACAAAAACUGUGACAAGCAGUGCGAUGUACUGUGCUCUACCGAUGGCUGCUGGGGCCCCGGACCUUCGCAGUGCCUCGCCUGUAAGCACUUCAAGAGAGACCGCACGUGCGUGGAAGCCUGCAACCUCAUGCACGGGGAGGUGCGGGAGUUCGCCGAUGGGAACGUGUGCAAGCCGUGCAAUCCGGAGUGCCUUCCUGUGAACAACAAUCUCACCUGCAACGGCCCGGGAUCAGAAAAUUGCUCCGCGUGUCGCAACUUCAAGGAGGGUCCACUUUGCGUCUCAGAAUGCCCCAGCGGCAUCCAGGGAGAGAACAACACGGUCAUUUACAAGUAUCCAAACGCGUUCAACAUCUGCAUGCCUUGCCACACCAGCUGCAUCCACAGCUGCACAGGACCAAACGCAGAAGACUGCAGUGGAAUGGCCAAACAUAGCGUGAAGCUUGUGGCGAUAUUAUCGGGCCUGAGCAUCAUGUUUGUCAUCGUCGUACUUGUACUGGGCAUCUUCAUCAUCAAGAGGCAGCAGACAAAACGCCGCAAGAAAACCCUCCGAAAGUACAUCGAAAAUGAGCUGGUGCAGCCUUUAACGCCAAGCGGUGCCGUUCCGAACCAAUCAAAGCUACGGAUUAUCAAGGAGACACACCUGAAAAAGGGAAAAGUCUUGGGCUCAGGAGCCUUUGGAACAGUGUACAAGGGGGUAUGGAUACCCGAGGGAGAAUCGGUCAAGAUCUCCGUUGCCAUCAAAGUUUUGAGAGAAGCCACAUCCCCGAAGGCCAACAAGGAGAUUCUUGAUGAGGCGUACCUGAUGGCGCGCGUGGAGCACCCGUACUUGGUGCAGCUGCUGGGCAUCUGCCUGACCUCCACGACGCAACUCGUGACACAGCUCAUGCCGCACGGCUGCCUCCUCGACUACGUGCGCGAGCACGUACACAAGCUCAACUCGCAGAUCCUGCUCAACUGGUGUGUCCAGAUCGCCAAGGGCAUGCUCUACCUGGAAGACCAGCGGCUGGUGCACCGCGACCUCGCCGCACGCAACAUCCUCGUCAAGGCCGUCAACCACGUCAAGAUCACCGACUUUGGGCUGGCGCGGCUGCUCGACGGCGACGAGCAGGAGUACCACGCCGAGGGGGGCAAGAUGCCCAUUAAGUGGAUGGCAUUGGAAUCCAUACAGUACAGGAAAUUCACUCACCAGAGCGACGUGUGGAGUUUUGGAGUCACCGUAUGGGAGCUGAUGAUGUUUGGAGGAAAACCGUACGAUGGAAUUCCAGCCCGAGAAAUCCCAGAUCUUCUGGAGAAGGGGGAGAGGCUGCCUCAGCCUUCUAUCUGCACCAUUGAUGUGUACAUGGUCAUGGUCAAAUGUUGGAUGAUCGAUGCCGAGGCACGCCCAAGGUUCAGCGAGCUUAUUUCAGACUUCUCUAAGAUGGCCCGAGAUCCAAAGAGGUUCUUGGUCAUCCAGGGAGAUGGAGUGCAUGACCUGCCCAGCCCCUCGGACAGCAAAUUCUACAAGACCCUGCUGGAGGAGGAUGACUUGAAGGACCUUGUGGAUGGAGAAGAGUACCUCAAUACUAAGCCCUUUACACUGCAGCCUCCUCCUACAGGCCGGAGAAGGGGGGCAUCUGCAGUGACCAACGGAGACAGUUCGGCUGCUCCAACGUCACCAACAAACAGUCAAGCACCCCUGCUCGCGGACAGACGCUCGUCGUCACGUUCCACCUCCGGCCGGGCUCACGGGCAGGCCGCCUCCUUCGAGGGCCCCGUGCGGGAUGGGGGCCACGGCGCCCGUGUCCCCGUGACCCCGCACCCUCGGCUCGGCCGCAGCGUGCACCACGACGGGGUCGAGCAGGGGGCCAAGGGCAUGGACGGUGCCGCCGCGGCCGCCGCCACCACCGCCAAGUGCGGAAUUGUCCCCAGGGUUAACAGCCUGCGCUACCUCAAGUCGCCCGGCGCACAGCCCCCGACGGAAGAAGAGUCGGAUGUCCUGCCGGACCCCGGUUGGCCCCAAUCUGGUGACCCCUCAUUGAUGCUGGAGAACCCGGAUUACCUGGAAAACCCAACGGCCGUCACGCACGGCCCCCGAGGCGAUCAGCAGAUCUACGUGAACGACUUUCCCAGCCCAAUGGAAAACCCAGAAUACAUGGAGCAGGAGAUGACACCGUCGACAGGAGAACCCGACUGCCCGUUGAUAUGUGGCGAGCGGCCAGCGCCCGGCUCCGGAGCGACGAGUGAGAGAAACCAGGAGUACUUGAACAUGCAGCCGGCCAAAAGCAGGCCCAGGCAGAAUGGCGGCGUGAUGCUCAGCACCGCAGAGAACGUGGAAUACUUGGGGGACUUUGCCGAGAGGCCUGCAGCGGUUACACUGCACAACUCUCUAUCAACUCACACCACUGUUUGACACUCAGGGACACUUGUGUGUGCAUCCGCAGUAGUAUAAAACUAUCAACAGCGGCACCAGUAUCAUUAGUAGUAGUAGCAGCAGUGACAGCGGCAACGUUAUCAUUUCUAAGCUGCGGCACAAUGCACUAUCACCCAUACCAAUAUGUCACACCAGGACACAGUGAGUGCAGUAGCGGCGGCGGCAGGAAAGUCACUACCCUCUGUGCGCAGCACGAAUCGUACAUUUGCGCACUCGUUUGAUCAUGUCGACACAUCACUGAUGAAUGGGAUUUCUGUGGAAAUAUCCACAUCCUUCACGAAAGACAUAAUCAUGCCCUUCUCGACAGAUAGCAACUCAUGGCUAAAUGGUUAAGCAUUUCUGCAGUAUAUCAUUAAUAUCAAAUUUGCAAUAAUUUAUUAAUUUACAAGGUACGUAGCUGUGAUUUGUAACUUUUCAAAGCAAAUGUAAAUCUGUGCAUAUUUGAAAUUGGUUAAAAUACACAAUUAUUUAUAUUUACUCUCGUUUGCUUACCCCACGGCAUUUAUUCACAAUUACAUCUUAAGUGGCACAUAGAGUGGGGGAUAUAAGGACUGUACAUUUAUAUUUUAUUUUUGUAAAUGAUGAUUUGGAGAACGGGAGAGUAGGGUGUGAAAUUGAACGCAACUUUGUUCAAGGUUGUGACCACUUUUAAAUUUGCACAGAGAAACUUUUUAGAUAUAUAGAUUUGCAUAUUUUGAUAUGUCGACAUGCAAAAAUAAAUGAUAGAUAUGAAAUCUGCAAAUGUAGAGCACAUUAGUAUUUGUGUGGAGUCCUAUGGUAAGAGUAUGGUUUUAUUUGACUGGAAAUGUACUUGUGUCGUCUAUGCUACGUAUUAUGAUUUGUUUGCAGUAUAAAUAAGGUUUUUUUAAUGCUAGGUUUAAGAUAUAUAAUUUGUUCAGAUGAGGGUGCUUUUUGCAUAAUGGAACACUGCCGGGUGAAUACCUUUCGUUUGUUAAUCAAGUUAUUAUCCCGCCUUAAAACAACAACUUCAGGAUCAUGCAGCUAAGCAUAGUGUACUCUGUUUUGCAUGAUUUUAUGGUGACUUUGUGCUGGUAUAUGUAUAUUUUGUAUCAUAAUUUUUAACAAUGAUUACUGCUGAAGCCUACAAUAAUUGAAACCACUGAAAUAUACAGCUCACAUUUGUGUAUUGCAGUUUUCGUUUUUCAGUUGACAACACUGCAGUGAAGAUGAUUUGCUAGCCCGAUGUAAUUUAAAAUGUAUUAUAAUUUUAUCAGACUUUUACGGUAUUUGUCACACAUUACACUUUUCUAUAUUUGUAGCUCUUGGUUGUGAACACAGUUUUUAUACCAGAAACAUAUAAAUAAAAGUUUGCUUAGCCUAGCAGAAUGCCGA
This is a messenger RNA of Lethenteron reissneri (Far Eastern brook lamprey), 5488 nucleotides long. RefSeq names its product receptor tyrosine-protein kinase erbB-4-like. NCBI's taxonomy places the organism in Eukaryota, Metazoa, Chordata, Hyperoartia, Petromyzontiformes, Petromyzontidae. Gene Ontology annotation, cellular component: signaling receptor complex; plasma membrane; basal plasma membrane. Gene Ontology annotation, biological process: negative regulation of apoptotic process; neurogenesis; protein phosphorylation. Gene Ontology annotation, molecular function: ATP binding; transmembrane receptor protein tyrosine kinase activity. The record is from RefSeq and is a predicted model, not a curated record.